AUGAGUCUGUCCUGUUUGUCUCAAACCCCGGAGGAGUGUUUCCGGUCGGUGCCCCGGCCCAGUGGUGGCCUGCUCAGAGCAGAGUGGCGGGGCCUCGGCUCCCUGCACGGCAGAGUGCUGCUCAAAGGGAAGGAACAUUCCUCAGCUUCAGAACUGGACCGCUGCACUGACGGCAGUGGUCGAACCGAAAAGAGUAAAAAAUAUUCAUCCUACCGGCCGGGAUCAGGAUCAGUUCAGACCAGAAUGGCCCGGGGUGUGGGUUUGGGGUUUUUGGUGCUCUUCCUCCUGGUUUGGUCGGCCACAGGCCUGCUGCUGAUGGAUCAACGCAGAGAAGCAGAGGACCACAAAGGGCUCAGCAAAGCCAUUCUGGAAAUGCUUCAUAUCGAUAAAGUGUCAGCGAGCCAUCAUGCCAAACCACAUCCGUACAUGAGGAGGAUCUACCAGUACCUGGACUCCCUGGAGGCUCAGGAUUUUGGAAGAUCGGAUGGACUACUGGUGCAGAGUUUUCGCAGUGUUGAUGGUCCCCCGUACGCUCCACCAGGAUGGAUCUGGUUUAACGUCAGCGGCCUUGACCCCUCCAUGCUGGGCGCGGAGCUGGUCCUGUUCAGGAAGACCCUCCACCCCCGCCCGCUCAGCGUGACGGUCAGCCUGCACAGCGUGGUGGCCUCCCGGGACCACCGGCUGAGGGAGAGCCCCCCCCUGGAGGAGCGGCAGCUGACCCUGGACCAGCGGCCCUCGUCCGGGUACGACGUGUUCGACGUGUCGGACGUUGUGCGCGGGGGGGCUCUGGAGGGGGUGGGCUUCCAGCUGCGCUACACGGAUGAGAGGGGCAGUCUGGUUCUGCACCAGGCCCUCACUCAGAGCCUGUACUGCCUGGACCGGGGCUCUCUGAGCGAACCCCUGCUGGUGCUCUAUAGGGAACAUCCUCUCCAGGCCUGACUGUGACCAGAACUACUCUGCGGUGUUUGAAUGACAUGCCGAGCGUACUUUGAUCAAAUUGAAUUUGUUUUCAUUGUCUUGUUCCAGAUAUAGAUACGUUCACUAAUGCUGCUAAAAAAUAAACUACGUGAUUAAAAAAAAAACAUUGUUAAUUCUGGCACUUCCAUUUCUGUUGUUAAUAUGAUUCUGUUUGAGGUCUGCAACAUUUCAAAAGAAGUUACAAUGUUGGGGGCUUGUAAUGAAAGCAACAUGUAA
Messenger RNA from Menidia menidia (Atlantic silverside), 1194 nucleotides. NCBI's taxonomy places the organism in Eukaryota, Metazoa, Chordata, Actinopteri, Atheriniformes, Atherinopsidae. The record is from the annotation of a GenBank genome assembly.